Ectocarpus sp. CCAP 1310/34 is the source of this 1746-nucleotide messenger RNA. Lineage: Eukaryota; Phaeophyceae; Ectocarpales; Ectocarpaceae. The record is from the annotation of a GenBank genome assembly.
GUAGCGCAAGGCCGAGGGAGAUUGGAGCGAAGAGGUCUGUGGAAGGAUACUUGGUUGCCCGGAAAGACUGUCGUAUUUCAUGCUCUUCGAACGCGUGUUGGCGGACAAUAUCGGCCCACUUGAUUGAUCGGGUGCGGGUGUAUCCGGCGGUGCACGAGGGCUCGCAUAAUGUCGGGCGCAGCUCCCCCCGCUAUGACGGGAAACCCACGGGACGGCCCACGCCCGGAGGUCAGCCGUAACGUAGAGUCUAGACCCUCGUCUCCUCCGGCUUUCCCGCCACCACCACUACCAGCAGCACCAGGCGCUACUAGUCGCGUUGCUUCAUCAGAGCACGACGUGGCGGCGAAAGCCGCACAAUCAGCACCAGGCGCUACCGGUCGUGCAUCGUCGUCAGGGCACCGCGCCGGGGUUGGCGCGCCACACGCGUCUCCGCAGGAUCCGGAAGCCUCCGGCUGGGAUGUGCUAAUGGGCGCUGUCAACCUCGAGCUGAAGAGAUCCGAGCCAGCGGCACCAAAUACCACCCCCACCGCGGCAUCCACCGCCGCCGCCGCCGCCGCUACCACCAGCGCCAGCGACACCGCCCGGCACCGAUCCACGGUUGCCGCUUCCGUGGCGCCAUCUUCAUCUCCGUCUGCAAUGGUUCGGGGUUGUGGCGUUUUCGAGCGAGGCCCGCGGGGGGCGUCGCCUCCUGACGGGCCUUGCGCCGGGGGGAGAACCGACGCGUACUUCGGGAACCGGGAUAUUGUGGCGGCAUGUCGGGCUCUGAGGACGCUGCCGCACGUCCCCGUAGACGACGCGCCCGGGUCGGGAAGCGCGCCUGUAGCCGUAGGGGCCGGCUCCGUAUCGUUGCCUGGGUUCUCGAUGACGAAGAACGUUGCCGCGCCAACGGUCAACGCUGUAAUGGUCAAAGCGAACCAGGAGCCACCUGCCGCCGCCGCUGUCGCCCCUCCCUCCGCCGUCGCCGCUACUGGCCCUCCACCAAUUAGGAUGAUCGACUUCGUGCGUAUGCCGGAAUCGACCUCGCCGCCGCCCGUCGUCGCCGCCGCAUCGCCGCUGCCGCCGCCGCUGCCGCCGCCGCCGCCGCCGCUCCAGCCUCCGUCGCCGGCCGGACCCACUGCGCGCGAUAUCUACGCCGGAGCCGCUAUGCCGACGGUGCCGGCAGCGGCAUCAGCGGCGGUGACCGCAACGACGGCUACUCCUUCUCCCGAUCUCGCGCACGCCGCAGCGCCAGCAGCCUCGAAGACGGGAGCCGCAUCGCCGGGGGCCAACACCCCGCAAGCGGCGGCAAAACCCAGGGCGGCGAAAUCGAAGGCGGUGAGAUCGAAGGCAGCAGAGUCGAUGGCGACAAGGACUAAGGCCAAGGCCCACAAGGUCCGCAAGGCCCCUAAGGCCCCCAAGGCCAAGAAGCGCAAGAAGGACUGGUGGGUCCGGCGGGGUCCCCCCGGCCAGUCGAGCUUCAAGGGCGUGUGCAUCACCCCGGCGGGAACGUGGCGGGCCGUAAUCUACGUGGACCGGAAGCAGAAGUACCUGGGGGUAUUCGACAGCGAGUUCGACGCCGCGCGGGCCUACGACGCGGCGGCGAGGGUCUACUGCCCCGGGUCGCAGCUGAACAAUCCAGACCAGAUCGAGCGCGAGCUGCACGAGCUCAGCGCCGCGGACGGGAAGCCCUUCGCAACGGCGGGAGCGGAGCCGCCGCCGGAACGACCGCGGCCGCCACCGCCGCCGCCGCCUCUCAGACAACCAUGA